GGGCGCGGACACACUGGCGUUCUCAACUGUCGUGCGUAAACGGCACGAAGACUGGCUCGCGCGUAAAGUGAUAAUCCAGGAUUAACCUCCACAAGAUUGCAACAUUCAUCUGGCCAGAACUGAACCAGGUGAGAAUGUCGUCACACUCACACAGGAAUGCCGCAGGGAUGCUGCUGUUUGAGAUCUGUGGAACAUUGAGGACUAGUUUCACAGCCAUGAGACGACUCAGCAGCAGUCAUGUUGUGAAAGCUGGAAACUUCUUCUGUCUUCUCUUCUUUUUCAUCACCUUCAACUACAUAUAUUCAAGAUUUUAUUUGGUCGACCUGCCACCUGACAAUGAAGAAGAACAUAGACAGAUCAUCGCUAUGGAUACCACACUUGACUUUGGGGCCAGACCGGAUGUUACGGCGAGAACAUAUUGGAUGGCUCCCAUCAUAUGGGAGAACAUGUUUGACCCUCAUUAUUACGACCAAAUGCACAUUCACCUCCAUUCGUCUGUGGCACUCACUGUGUUUGCUGUUGGCAGGUACCUGGAUGCCUACAUCGAGACCUUCCUUACUUCUGCAGAGAAACACUUCAUGUUGGGGUUACCAGUGACAUAUUACGUGUUUACAGAUACGCCAGAGAAGGUACCAAACAUUGAACUUGGUCCUCUGCGAAAAUUGAAGGUUAUCGAGGUAGAAAAGCACUCGAGGUGGCAGGACAUCUCUAUGAUGCGAAUGCGGACAAUAUCAGACAUCAUAGAAUCAGAGAUUCGUCACAGCUUCAGAUAUGUGUUCUGCUUUGAUGUGGAUCAAGAGUUUAAAGGGAGAUUUGGCACAGAAGCUCUAGGGGAGUCUGUGGCCUUGCUCCAUGCGCACUAUUACAAUCUUCCAAAGUACAGGUUCACUUAUGACAAAAACCCUAAAUCCAAAGCAUUCAUGGAAACCGGAGAUUUCUAUUACCACGCUGCAAUCUUUGGAGGGUUUUGGGAAAAUGUAAAGAAUUUGACUGAUGUGUGCUAUCAGAGAAUCAUGGAGGACAAAAUGAAUAAAGUGGAGGCUCUGUGGCACGAUGAAAGUCACCUAAACAAGUACUUCUGGUUAAUCAAACCACACAGGCUGCUCUCCCCCGAGUAUUGCUGGGACAUGUCACUUCCUGCCAAGGACAUACGCAUCACCCGUCUAAUAUGGUCAAGAAAAGAUUAUCACACACUUCGUGAAAAACAAAAAAAUAUAUAAAAUCCCUGAGUUCUGCGACAGCAGAAAAUUAGGCUUAUUUUAAUUAGAUUUGAGUCUAUAUUUUAGUUUGAAGUCCUUGUAAAAGGAAAUGGAUAGAUAGAAAUUGAAUUGAAAACAUCUUUAAUGUCAAUGCUACUCUUAAUGUUGUUGUGAUUUCUCUUAAUUGCACUAAUUGAUUUGCACUUCUCGGCCACCGUACAUAGCUCCACUGAUCCCAAAAGAUCGACAGCCAAAAUCUUAAUUUUUAAGAAGCCUGUUUAUUGCACAUAAGGGUGGACAGGCAUCUUGUUUUUGUAGCUGUAUGUUAUUUUAUUGUUUACAUUUAACUGUGGCUUUUAGUUUUAAGAUUUGACAACUAUUUUUUGAUCUGUGACUAAAAAAAAUAUCUUUAUUAAUACUCUUUAUUUAUUUGUUGGGCCUGGAUGUUCAUAUGUUUACAACCUCUCGAGACCACGUCAUGUACAAGAGGGAGAUUCCAGUUGGUGGAACAUCACCAUAUGAUGACCUUGUUCCAUAAAACCUAUUUGACAGCAAGAUUAAGGCUUGACGUCAAAACAUGUUGGAACAUGUUGUUUUAAUUGAUGUGCAUUUGACUAAAAGCUCCUCCUACGAACCUUUUAUGAGAAGUGCUCCUGUACAAACUGUUUGAUUUAGACACUUUACAUAUUUUUUGCUUUUUGCUUUUUUUUGGUCAGAUUCUUGGUGGUGUGGGUAUCUGUCAGAGGUUAGCAGUGUAGUAUGUGGUUGAUUAUUAACAACCAGUGAUUUAUAGACAUGGGAUACCAUUUCUUCUUCCUACUCCAUUUAGAACAUAUUAACAAGUCUUUAAGUUAAGUUUAAGUUAUUUUCUGCCUGUUGUUUUGUGGGUUUUACUAUAUUCUUAAUA
Solea solea (common sole) is the source of this 2106-nucleotide messenger RNA. Its product is annotated as N-acetyllactosaminide alpha-1,3-galactosyltransferase-like. Gene Ontology annotation, biological process: carbohydrate metabolic process. Bases 135 to 1220 code for a protein of 361 amino acids. Lineage: Eukaryota; Metazoa; Chordata; Actinopteri; Pleuronectiformes; Soleidae. The record is from RefSeq and is a predicted model, not a curated record. Gene Ontology annotation, cellular component: membrane; vesicle; Golgi apparatus. The transcript is spliced from 6 exons. Gene Ontology annotation, molecular function: hexosyltransferase activity.